AUGGCAACAAAAGAGGACGUACCGAAAAACGACUCAAAAACUGUUCAAGUGACCGUUGUGAUUCUUUAUAAUGGAACGUACACAGGAGACACAAAAACGGAUCCUGCAUUAGAGAUAUUGGAAAUAGUUUUAUUGGUGAUUGUCUUCCUGAUCUCUUUUGUAACCAAUCUCUUCCUUCUUGUCACUAUUGCAUCAAGUUACACAUUGAGAAGAGUUCCUUUUAACAUGCUCUUUUCAAACUUGUGUGCGGUAUUUCUGCUGGAGAGCCUUUGGAACAUGAUUGUUGCAAUAAUCUAUGUGUCCAUGGAUACUUGGAAACUUGGGGCUGUAGGUUGCGCCUUUAGCUCUUUUAUGGUACAACUUGUGACACUGGAAGUAACUUUUUCUGUUUGUCUCAUGUGUGCAGAGGGCAUGGUGUCUGUAUGGCAGCCAUUUCGUUUUCAAAGUUAUUUAACCAUCAAGAAACAAAUAGUCGUCAUAGUGACCAUGUGGACAGCAGGUAUUUUGUUGUGUAUCCCUCUUCUGGUGAAAUCAAUGACAUCUCACCUAUUUCCCUCCAGAUAUAAUUGCGCCUCAGCAGGUCACGAUGGAUUUGUACAUGCUUUAUUCCUGACUAUAUGGUGCUACUGUCUGAUGAUAGCGAUUGGAUUUGGCUGUUUAUUGAAUCUUGGGAUUCGGCAAUGUAAAGAGUACAGAAUUCAAAAAAAGAAAAACGCUGCUAAUUAUUCAAAUGUUUUUAUGCAAGGUGAUUUGUGGACUGAAUGGGUUAAUUUUAAGUUAGUAGCAUGGCUUUCCUUAUUUUACUUAUUGCUUGAGUUACCUUAUAUAAUCAUUCAUCAAGCAGGGGCUUUGAGGACAUCGCCUAGUGAAUGUGACAACCAAAAUGCUACUUUAUCCUCACCUGUAACUGAAUGUACACCUAAAUAUGAAACAGUUUUUACUUGGUUCAGAUUCAUCUAUUCUUUCCUCUUCGCAUUAUUAGUCUUCAUUAUGCGUAAAGACAUUCGAGCAAAAUUUAAAGCUCUAUUCAGUUGUUGCCAUGGCAAUGUAGUUAGAGACAAUUCUGCUGGUCCAGUUGUUAGACAUGAAAACAAAAAACCUCCCAAAACUAACAAGAAAGACUCUGUCAUGCCUCUGAGUCUAAAUACUCCUGUACUCUAUAUCUCACCUGAUGGUUUGUGCCUGAGGCAAUUAGAUCCAUCUUCAAAAGUGUCUAAUAAGAAUUCAAAACUUAAUGGCAAUGAUCAACCAAAAUUCGUGAGUUACUUAUGUGAUCUUGAUAGUUCCUAUUCUACAGAAGACUUUACGAAUGGUUCACAGAGUAGUUUGAACUCUGAAACUAAUUUUGAAAGAAGACUCUCAAAGGAGUCUGAAAUCACUCUUCCAGACAUGGGGACUGGUUCCUCAGACAAUCGCUUGUCUGAAAUACCGAUGAAAGAUAUUCAGGUGAUAGAUUUAGAACCUGAACUAGAGGCAAAACAUCCGCCUCCUAAAAAAUCAGUUAGAUUUGCUGAUACUGUUACUAUUUUCCACACUUUGUCAGGUAGUGAAACUCCAGAAUGGGUUGUAAGUACGAAAAAAACAGCUAAUGUCCGAAAAAGAAGAGGAUCAAGAAUUCCAACAAGAAUACGUAGAACCGACAGUGUAAGUCCUUGGAAAAAGGAAUUAAAUUCAACUUAUAGGGUGAACAGUCCUGUUAUAGAGCCAAAAGUUUUAAAGCAAAUAGUAAACGAAUCCAAAUUAGGUUCCGGAACGAGGUCAAACAGUUUGCCUAGAAACAACAAUUUGAAUAACAGAAACAAAAUGAGGAGAAGAAGUAGUAUGUCACCGCCUCAGUGGAAAAUCAAUAAAUUAUCAAACUGA
Messenger RNA from Argiope bruennichi, 1863 nucleotides. RefSeq lists its product as uncharacterized. Lineage: Eukaryota; Metazoa; Arthropoda; Arachnida; Araneae; Araneidae. The coding region runs from base 1 to 1863 and encodes 620 amino acids. Gene Ontology annotation, biological process: G protein-coupled receptor signaling pathway. The record is from RefSeq and is a predicted model, not a curated record. Gene Ontology annotation, molecular function: G protein-coupled receptor activity. The transcript is spliced from 2 exons. Gene Ontology annotation, cellular component: plasma membrane.